Molecule: messenger RNA, 285 nt
Organism: Coccidioides posadasii C735 delta SOWgp
Lineage: Eukaryota; Fungi; Ascomycota; Eurotiomycetes; Onygenales; Onygenaceae
Source: RefSeq, a predicted model, not a curated record
AUGUCCACUAAGUACGCCUUCAGCAAGGGCCUCAAGGAGCUCAGAUUCCUCUUCUGCCACUCUUCCGCUCACGGCGAUGCGACAAGAACAUUUUUAAAACGGGCGUACCCGACGAUGAAGAAGCAUAAUCCCUAUACGCCGAUUUUGAUCCGGGAGGCGGCAGACAUUGAGCCGAGAAUAUUUGCGAGAUACGAGUUUGGAAGGGAAAAGCAGCAAUCACUGUUAGGCCUAUCGGACAAGGAAAUAGAACAAUUAGUCACUACAUUGGUGCAACCCAAGGAAUAA